UUACCGCCAAUCCCCGUCCCCAUAGGGCUCGAUCGCAAAACAAAUGAAGAAUUGGCCAAACAUACGAAAGUUGACGCUACAUUGGCUAUUUGACGGUGCCUACUGGCAGUGCAAGCACGUCAAUGAUCGCUGGGAGCGCGAGAAUGAUGAGCUUUGCGAGUUAUGCGAUUGCAUAGAUAUUCCUUUCCUCGACUGGCUGACACCUCCUUUCUACUGCAAAACCGGCGGGGCGAUGUCCCUUUCUUGCCUGCAUAGCGAAUACGCUCUUGACGACACCAUACGGACUGUUUUGUGCCUGGACGAUAGUGCUCCACUGGAUACGGACGAUCCGAAUCUGCUUUUCUGGGCACGGGAAGCACGGAAUUACCCCUUGGUUGUCAGGGUCGUGCGCCAACUGGCAAAGGCGAAUCUCGCCCUCGAAGGGUACGAAUGGUUCGUCACCGAGGAUGCGGAUUCCAAAGGCAGACGUCGUUCUAUGGAAAUGGCGUAUCUCUAGGCAUCCCG
This is a messenger RNA of Phanerochaete carnosa HHB-10118-sp, 504 nucleotides long. RefSeq lists its product as uncharacterized. The transcript has a single exon. Bases 44 to 496 code for a protein of 150 amino acids. Lineage: Eukaryota; Fungi; Basidiomycota; Agaricomycetes; Polyporales; Phanerochaetaceae. The record is from RefSeq and is a predicted model, not a curated record.